AUGUAUUCUAUUUUACUCUUGUUAUUGGUUUCAACGUCCAAAAUUUUCUGUGAAAAAUUUCAUUUACUUCACCAAAAUUAUUACGACAUUGAUGAAUCUGAGGAAAUAUUCAAACAGUUUCUUGAAUAUUUUGAUAAAUUUUACGACAAAUCUGAAUACAGAAAGCGAUUAAAUGUGCUGAAAGAUAAUUUAUUAAAAAUAAACCAGUGGAAUAAAGAAGAAAAUAGAAAGUAUACUUUGAACGAGUUCGCUGAUUUGACUGAGGACGAGUUUUCUCAAACAUACCUUGGGCUUAAUGAAAUUAUAAGCUCGCGUACUGGUGUUGAUGUAAUAGAAUACGAAUCCAAAGGUGGAGCUCCUGAAAAUUUGGAUUGGAGACGAUUUGGUUACGUUUCGUCUGUAAAGCACCAAUCACAAUUUCAUCGGUGUGGAUCAUGCUAUGCGUUUAGUGCUGUUGGGCAUAUUGAAAGUCGUCACGCUAUGAAGCACAACAUUACAGCUAUUAAUCUGUCUGCACAACAGGCUCUCGACUGCGAUUAUUUAGAUCUCGGCUGUGACGGAGGAGACCCUGUACACGUUUUUGAAACGCUUUCUGAACAAGGUGGUUCGAUGAGAGAUAAAGAUUAUCCGUAUGUAAGCGUACAAGGUAAAUGUAAAACUGAUAAAGAAGAAAUUGAAGUUAAAGUUAACGGUGGUACACAGUUAAUGCUGAAAGACGAGGACGCCAUGAAAGACGCAGUUGCGCAUUUGGGACCAUUAUCAGUUGCUAUAAGGUUUACUCAUAAAAUGGCCGCAAAGGUUACUCAUGAGAUCUAUGAUGGAGCCUAUUGUGAAACUAGUAGAACAAACAAUCUCAAUCAUGCAGUGAUAGUAGUAGGAUAUGGAAGAGAGAACAAUAAAGAUUACUGGAUUAUUAAGAACUCUUGGGGUGAGAAAUGGGGUGAUCAUGGCUACCUGCGCCUGAUCAGAGGAGUUGGUGCGUGUGGUAUUGGCAAUGUUGCUUUUUUGGCUGAUGUUGAAUAA
Messenger RNA from Pieris macdunnoughi, 1023 nucleotides. The record is from the annotation of a GenBank genome assembly. NCBI's taxonomy places the organism in Eukaryota, Metazoa, Arthropoda, Insecta, Lepidoptera, Pieridae.